Pestalotiopsis fici W106-1 is the source of this 1071-nucleotide messenger RNA. RefSeq lists its product as uncharacterized. The coding region runs from base 1 to 1071 and encodes 356 amino acids. The transcript has 4 exons. Lineage: Eukaryota; Fungi; Ascomycota; Sordariomycetes; Amphisphaeriales; Sporocadaceae. Gene Ontology annotation, biological process: D-sorbitol catabolic process. Gene Ontology annotation, molecular function: zinc ion binding; L-iditol 2-dehydrogenase (NAD+) activity. The record is from RefSeq and is a predicted model, not a curated record.
AUGACCGAGAUCACCACCAACCGCGCUUGCGUCUGGGUCGGGCCCAGGAAGCUCGAGGUGCAAGAACGUCCCAUUAAGCCUCUCGGUGACAAUGACGUGCUCGUCAAGGUAAUUUCCACGGGCAUCUGCGGCUCGGACUGCCACAACUGGGAGAGCGCUUCGGUCUCGAAGCAGCUAGUCCUCGGACACGAGUCGUCGGGCGUGAUUGAGCAGGUCGGCCCGGCCGUCAAGGACCGGGUCGUCGGCCAGAGGGUGGCCGUCGAGCCCGGAUUCGCGUGCAUGGAGUGCGAGUUCUGCCUCCGGGGAGAUCCCAACGUCUGCGCCGACCUCAAGUACUGCGGUCUCGAUCCGACCGACGGUACGCUCUGCCAGUUCGCCACGGUCCGGGCGUCCAUGACGGUGCCGAUCCCCGACAAUGUCUCGUGGGAAGAGGCCGGUGCCAUUCAGCCGCUGGCGAUUGCUGUGCAGCUUGGCAGACGCGCCGCUUUGAACUCUCAUCAGACUCUAGCAAUCUUUGGCUGCGGACCUCUUGGCCUUUUGAUCCUCGCUGUAGCCAAGGCCUAUGGAGUUCGAAAAGUUGUCAUGUUUGAUAUCGAGCAGACAAGGGUAGACUUUGCCGUCAAGUACGGUGCAGAUGCCGGAAUCGUCUCGCCAAAGAGAGAUGAGGGUGUUGAAGCACUCGCAUUUGCUCAGGACUAUGCCAAGCAGAUCAUCAAGGAACACGAUGUCGGUAACGGCUUUGAUGUUACUGUGGAAGCUAGUGGCGCUGAAGCGUGCAGCCAAAUGGCAAUUUGCAUGCUGAAGAACGGAGGCACUUGUAUACAAGCAGGACUUGGCAAGCCCCUGACUUCUGUUCCAUUGUUUCUCUUGACGGCUAGGGAACUGAAUAUCAAGGGCACUGUCAGAUACACACCAGGCUGCUUCGCUGAUGCUAUCGAUCUGUUGAGUCGCAAAAAGAUUGAUUUGAAACCUUUGAUCACCUCUACAUACCCCCUAACCAAGUGUGCCGAGGCUUUUGAGGCACAACACGCGCGCAAGGAUAUUAAGAUAGUCAUCAUGAACCAAGAAUAG